CAGGCGUUCAAGUCGUUCCACUUGUCGGCCGCAAGCAAAUCGGGCCGACACUGUUCGGCGCCGACCCUACUGUUCCUACGGCCCACUCCCAGCCCCACAUUUGUUACGCUGAAGGGCGGCGCCAACGAGUUGCAAAGUAUCACUGAAACCGUGGGCUCCCAGAGCGAGACCGGGGGCUGGAGUAACACCGAGUGCUCGUGGGAUGAGGAGACAGAUAACGGUCGCAAUAGUGUUGACCACAAUCAUAGCAAGAGUAACAAUCACUGCUCCCGGUGCUGGACAGCCAUUCAACGUGGACUCAAAAUUAUAGUGAAUCACAAUUACUUCAAAAGAGCCAUAUUUUUAGCCAUUCUCGGCAAUACUCUAUGUAUGGGCAUUGAAUACCACAACCAACCGCCCAGUCUCACCCAGACAGUUGAGAUUAGCAAUGUCAUUUUUACAGCUAUAUUUGGCUUUGAAAUGGUCCUCAAACUGUCUGCUGACGGCUUCUUCUCAUACAUAUCGUCCGGUUUUAAUGUCUUCGACGGAAGUAUUGUACUCUUGAGUCUUCUGGAACUGCUCGAAGAGCACGGAAGCGGUCUAUCAGUGCUCCGAAGUUUUCGUUUAUUACGGAUCUUAAAGUUGGUCCGAUUUAUGCCAGCCCUCCGACGACAACUGGUCAUUAUGUUGAGGACUAUAGACAACGUCGCCAUCCUAACCCAAGAGGACUGGAAUGUGGUUCUGUUCAAUGGUAUGGAGAGGACGUCUCCAUACGCUGCCCUCUACUUCGUGGCGCUCAUGACUUUCGGCAAUUAUGUGCUCUUCAAUCUGUUGGUCGCUAUUCUGGUCGAGGGUUUCUCGCAGGAGGAUGAGAAGAAAGGGUCCAUCUCUGACGACAUGUCCGACGAUCCGGAGGUGAAGAGAGAGAAACUCAUCUAUUUUUAUGGACCGGAAGAUAAUCUGGAGAGAGAAAUGCAACUCUUAGCCAACUCUGCUGCCAACCAAGGGUUCGNGUCUGUCAAUAAGUCUUCCAAUAAUAGUCAUAAUAACAAUAAGUACUGUGCGAAUAGGGGUGACAGUAGGGACAACCCGCACCACCCGGUCCCUCACCACAACUCCAUUCAAGCGGUUGACUGCGUUAGGAGGCGCCCGGCGGAGGCCAUCGGCGAUAACCAGGCGUUCAAGUCGUUCCACUUGUCGGCCGCAAGCAAAUCGGGCCGACACUGUUCGGCGCCGACCCUACUGUUCCUACGGCCCACUCCCAGCCCCACAUUUGUUACGCUGAAGGGCGGCGCCAAUGAGUUGCAAAGUAUCACUGAAACCGUGGGCUCCCAGAGCGAGACCGGGGGCUGGAGUAACACCGAGUGCUCGUGGGAUGAGGAGACAGAUAACGGUCGCAAUAGUGUUGACCGCAAUAAUAGCAAGAGUAACAAUCACUGCUCCCGGUGCUGGACAGCCAUUCAACGUGGACUCAAAAUUAUAGUCAAUCACAAUUACUUCAAAAGAGCCAUAUUUUUAGCCAUUCUCUUCAAUACUCUAUGUAUGGGCAUUGAAUACCACAACCAACCGCCCAGUCUCACCCAGACAGUUGAGAUUAGCAAUGUCAUUUUUACAGCUAUAUUUGGCUUUGAAAUGGUCCUCAAACUGUCUGCUGACGGCUUCUUCUCAUACAUAUCGUCCGGUUUU
This is a messenger RNA of Oppiella nova, 1665 nucleotides long. NCBI's taxonomy places the organism in Eukaryota, Metazoa, Arthropoda, Arachnida, Sarcoptiformes, Oppiidae. The record is from the annotation of a GenBank genome assembly.